AUGGAAAUGAAGAGCUUUUUCAUAUUCUAUGUGGUUUUGUUGCUUAUCUCAUUCUCUGUUAUACAUAUUAAUCAUGCUGAUGGUGCUGGUCUUAUAAACUACAUUGUCAAUCCUGCUAGGAAGUUACUAGUCCUACCUGAUAUUGGUGAUGAUGUUGGUGAUGGUAUAGGAAAUAUUGGUGAUGGUAAUGACAAUGAUGGUAAUUUUGGUGGCGAUGAUGGUGAUGGUGAUGGUACUGGUGGAUUUAUAGGUAAUGUUGGUGAUGGUACUGGUGGAUUUAUAGGUAAUGUUGGUGAUGGUAAUGGUGGCGAUGGUAAUAGUACUGGUGGCGAUGGAUCAGAAAACAGAAUAGGUGAAGGUACAUGUUCAAAUAACUUCAUUCAAGUGAACCAAGGUCCAUCAGCAUCACUUCCUAGUGGUAUUCCAACUUACACUGUAAUUGUGUUAAACGCGUGUUACUCAGGGAGUUGUAGUAUUUCCAACAUUCACUUGAGUUGUGGUUGGUUCAGUUCAGCUAGGCUUAUUAAUCCGAAGAUUUUUAGAAGACUGAACUAUAACGACUGCCUUGUUAACGAUGGACAGCCUCUCGCUGCUGGAGAAUCACUCACUUUCUCAUAUGCAAAUACGUAUCCUUAUAAACUUGCUGUUUCUUCCAUUGUCUGUUAAGUUAGAUGGACUGUGUACUGUAAAAAUCUAGCUUCUUUUGGUAUGUUAUAGUAGUGUUAACUUGUCUA
Messenger RNA from Solanum pennellii, 734 nucleotides. RefSeq names its product TPD1 protein homolog 1A-like. NCBI's taxonomy places the organism in Eukaryota, Viridiplantae, Streptophyta, Magnoliopsida, Solanales, Solanaceae. The coding region runs from base 1 to 666 and encodes 221 amino acids. The transcript is spliced from 3 exons. The record is from RefSeq and is a predicted model, not a curated record. Gene Ontology annotation, biological process: cell fate determination.